AUGUCUGCAACUGUAGCCAACUCCGUCACGAACCCACUCACUACCGCCACUCCGGCCACAUUGCAAGUUGAAGUCGUACCUCUCUCCAAAUCAUCUGAAGAUUCUCCCAUCCUUCACUUGUCCCCGUCUAAUAAACCACAACCAGAGGUAGACCCCGUAGAACAUCUCGACAUCCCUUCCGUCCCGAAGCUCGACAUCCCGACGGUAGAAAAAUUUCAUUUCCGUCGUGAGGAGAGGAACGACAUGCCAUCGUUUCAACCUUCAAAGAGGAUGUUACAGAUCGUUGAUCUGAUUUUGGGAGCCGGUCCGAGGUAUGAACAAUGGCAGAAUUCAAUCGUCACUCACCCUCAGAAGAGCAAGCCGGACGGGGUGAAACCCCAACAUUCAACUAUGGAAUUGGAAUAUCAUUUGAUAGAGAAACUAUUCGAAGCCGGAGGACAGUUGAACCAGUUAAGGUUACUCGCUCCUGCGCCUCCUGGUACCCCGAAUGACAAUCGAUGGGAACAAUGUUUACUAACCUGGCAACCCUUCAACAAAGGAAAAUCCAAAGACAAGAAAGAAGCCAAUAACAUCAAGUGCAACAAUAGGAAAGACGAAGAAGUAGAGGGAAAGUUUGUACAUUCGUCAUCGGAAGGAAAAAUUGAGGAAGUGGUUCAAGACGCUUCGGGCGAUCAGGGAGAGAAACUUCCGAAGGACGAAGACGAUGGCCUCGGUGACAAGAAUGAGGUGGAAGAGAACGAAAUUCAAGGGGACAAGAACCAUCCAGGGGUGUCGAGUGCACUUACGGUCAGCAGUAUGCAUCCUGAAGUUCAAUUCCGUGAUGAGGAGAAGAUUACAUCACCUUCAAAACGUUUCCUCGACACUCUCAACUUGACUCUCGCAGUCUGCGCCCAUUUCGGUCAACAUGUCACGACCAUAAAAACUCUUCCUCAACAACACGGCGACACCAAUUAUACGAUACAAGUUUGGUUUCACAACCCGAUGAAAGCCCUGACACCUAAACCCGAGCCUUUCGAUUUUGUAGGAGAAGCGGAUGAGACGUGGGGUUGGGCCCUCAGGAUUGAGCUGCACGCCAUGACUAAAAUGUAUGCUAGCGGGCAGGUCGUGGAGUGUUUUGAGAUGGUACCUCCGGGAAUGAACAAGGGGAGAGAGAAGUCACGACUGAGGUGGAGGUCGCCUGUCAGUCCCGGCGGAGGCGACGACAAGGAAUCAGUGACGGACCUGGUGUUCGAGGGAGAGAGUACCAAAGAAGGAGGCGCCGGAGCUGAUGAGAAUGGAAAUCACAUUGAAAAAGAGGAUGUUGAAGCCAAUGGGCCGGAGGCUACCGAGCAGGAGGUGAUUGAAGGUCAAGCUGAAGUCCUCCCAGGUACCGCUUAG
Molecule: messenger RNA, 1377 nt
Organism: Tremella mesenterica DSM 1558
Lineage: Eukaryota; Fungi; Basidiomycota; Tremellomycetes; Tremellales; Tremellaceae
Exons: 2
Coding region: 1-1377 (458 amino acids)
Source: RefSeq, a predicted model, not a curated record